Linum tenue is the source of this 822-nucleotide messenger RNA. The record is from the annotation of a GenBank genome assembly. Lineage: Eukaryota; Viridiplantae; Streptophyta; Magnoliopsida; Malpighiales; Linaceae.
AGAGAGAGACAGAGAGACAGAGAGAGAGAGAUAAAGGGAGAAAGAGGGAGGGAGAUAUGGACUCACCGACUUCAACGGCGACUUCGUCGGCGGCGGUGAAUUCGUCGAAGACGCUACGAUCCUCCGUAAUCAAUUUGCUCCGUGGGUGUGGCCUUUCGGGGGUCCGUAUCGACAAAGAAGUGCUGAGGAAGAAGCUCGUCAUGCCAGAAUACCUCCGACAGGCAGUGGUUAGGGUUGGAGCCGGGUCGCGUGAAUUGGGUCCGAUCGUGGUGAUGGGUUGUGUGCUUCUGGCGCCGUUUUUCGGCGGGACGGUUUUGUGCGAGUCGGAAGCUAAUGGGCAUGUAGAUGCGUUUCUGAAUUUGGAGCUAAUUUACAGGCUCUGGAGAAUAUCAAUUCCAGUUGGAGACAAUACUGAUCAUCCAUUGAUAAACCCAUUUGGGCAAACAGCAAGGAUCUGGAACCAGUGGCUCUCGAUCCGAUCCUGGUCGUGGUUGGGGGAAGUGAUCUUCUGAAAGAUCGUGCGAAAGUUUAUGCAGAGAAGCUUACUGAGAUGGGGAAGUAUAUUGAAUACGUUGAGUUCAAAGGCCAGCAACAUGGGUUCUUCACCAUUGACCCUGAAGCCGAACCUGCUAAGAAGCUGAUGGAAGUGAUCAAGAGGUUCAUUGCUGAGAAAGAAUUCCAUUUGAAAUGUGGAGUUUAUCUUUGUGUUUAUUGUUUGGCAGCUUCGUUUCCCGAAUAAAGUUGGUUUCCUUUCAUUAGUCAAAGCUUUGCUGCAUUGUUACUCUGUUUCAACUUGGAUCAAUCUGCCAUUCUACACCACAA